AUGUCGAGAAGUGAUAAAGCUAGCGUCUCGGACCAAGCUCAUGAAGACAAUGCCAUUGUAUUCGGUAAAUUAUUUCGCGAAAAGAAAUCGUUUGACGCGCGGUUGAAACGAGUUGAUUAUAAUGUGAAGAAAUUUUGUGAAGAAGGUGAAAUUGACGACGUAGACAUCCAAUCAGAACUGGAAAGUCUACAAAAUAUAUGGAAUGGUUAUCUGAACGUGCAUAAGCGGAUGGUAAAUGUAUGUGUCGAUAGUGAGAUGGAUACGGUUCUUGAUGAAAUGUCCAAUUUAGAAGAAAAAUCGAUCGAGUUAAAAACCACGCUUCUAAAAUUAUUGCGAAGAGUCGAACAAUCCUCGACACCGCACGGUAGCCACGCUACUGCAAAAGUUGGCGCCGACGCCAUUCAACAAUUGGCUGAACAGCAAGCAGAGUUUCUACGAAUCUUUUCAUCUACUUUCACCAAUCAAUCACUAAACGCUACAACCGCUACUGCCAAUAGUGAUAUUAAAUUACCGCGCGUGAAUAUUCCAAUAUUCAGUGGAAAUUUCCUCGAAUGGCAAUCGUUUAUCGAUUUGUUCGAAAGCUCAGUGGACAAUAAUGCAUCGCUACAAGGUGGCCAAAAAUUGUACUUUCUGAAAUCUAACCUAGGUGAGGCAGCUUCGCUAAUAUCGCACCUCCGCAUCGAAGACGCCAACUAUUCUACAGCGUUACAAAAAUUGAAGGAAAGGUACAAUCGCCCGCUAGAGAUUGCCGCACAGCACAUCCGACGCUUUCUGAAGCAACCAACGUUGACAUCAGCUACCGCAACUGGACUAAGGUCAUUGCACGACACUUCUGAUGAAACAAUUCGUGCUCUGAAAGCCAUGCAACGCGAAGACCGUGAUGUUUGGCUAAUGUUCAUCAUCGAGGAAAAAUUAGAUCCCGAAACACGGCAGCAGUGGUAUCAAAAAAGAGCAGACAUGGAUAUCAACGAGGUCACAUUCGAUCACCUAUUGAAAUUUGUGGACACCAAAGGCACCGCACUACAAUCAUUGCAACAAAUACGCUCGCAACACUCAUUCGCUCAAAAUCAAAAUCCUAAAUUUCGCAGCGCGAAUACUCUCGUAUCGUCAACUCAAAAUAGUGAUGAGAAAGUUUGCCAAUACUGCUACACAUUACCACAUUCGCUAUAUCAGUGUGGUAAAUUUUUCCAUGCGUCUCCUAAAGAUCGACUUUCUUUCGUGCGCAAACAAAAUUUGUGUUUCAAUUGUUUGAAGGCACAUAGAGGCCAGGUGUGUACAUCCAGCAGCUGCAGGACGUGCGGAGAAUCGCAUCACACUCGUUUACAUGAGGCUUUCACAUCAUCAGCAUCUCCAGAUCAAACGAAUCGUACACCAAGGCAAUACCCGAACUUAUCGUCGGCGUCGCAAUCGCUUAUUUCAUCUCUCACGCUGGUCAAUAAUAUCAUCGAUACAAAUGUACUUCUGCUAACCGCUACAGUGAACGUGUAUGAUAGAUACGGUAGACCACAUGCUUGUAGAGCAGUUCUCGAUUGUGCCUCUCACACAAGCUAUAUCACGAGUGAUCUAUGCAGAAAGCUUAAUCUGCCAACAACUAGUGUUAACUUCGAAUUCAGUGGCAUUGCUGGCUCGAAAGGUCACGCUCAUAUGGGUGCACUAGUAACAUUUUCAUCGCGUUGUUCAAACUAUAAAAAUGUUGAACCUUGUGUAGUUUUGGAUCGUUUAACAUCCGAAUUGCCACUAAAACCCAUAGACAUCAGUCAGUGGCCCAUUCCUGAUGCCAUACACUUGGCUGAUCCAUAG
Messenger RNA from Toxorhynchites rutilus septentrionalis, 1800 nucleotides. RefSeq lists its product as uncharacterized. The transcript has a single exon. The record is from RefSeq and is a predicted model, not a curated record. The coding region runs from base 1 to 1800 and encodes 599 amino acids. NCBI's taxonomy places the organism in Eukaryota, Metazoa, Arthropoda, Insecta, Diptera, Culicidae.